AUGACACGAAGACGACGAGGCGAAGAAGAAGAAGAGAAAGAAGAAGAAGAAGGAGAGAGGACGAAGCAGGCAGAGAUCGAUGGUGACUUGCCAGGGCUAAGACCAGGGGGUUCUACUUCUGUCCCUGUUGUUUUUCCGGGUGGUUUUGGUACUAUGGCACGCGUCCCGUUCAUUGGGCGUCUUCUAUGGACGGAGUAUAUUGCUCUUUUUAUCUCGUUGGGACUGGUGUUUCUAGAAGGGAUCAUCCAUGUCAUUACCCUCUGCCUGCCUCAACCGAUUAUAAAUCUCUGCUAUCGACAGUCCAAGAGGCUGUUCCAUGUGCUGUCUGCGGCGCAGCCUAGACGCCCGAAGCAAGAGAGCAUAUCUGCGGAGGUUGCAAAGGCCUCGGAGUUUACAGAGCUCUGUGAUCUGUUCGGCUACGAGACGGAGGAGCAUGUCGUGCAGACGAAAGACGGCUAUCUGUUGGGCCUCCAUAGGCUGCCAUGGCGGAAGGGCGAGACACAUGUCUAUGAGAACAGCAACGAUGUGGACAACGAGGCGUCGCGGAAGCCCGUUGUGUAUCUGCACCACGGGCUGCUGAUGAGCAGCGAGGUGUGGGUGUGUUUGACGGAAGAGAAGAGAUGUCUGCCCUUCCGGCUGGUGGAGCUGGGAUAUGACGUCUGGCUGGGGAACAACCGGGGCAACAAGUACUCGAAGAAGGCGACGACGAUGUCUCCGUCCUACAGCGCGUUCUGGGACUUCUCGAUCGACCAGUUUGCGUUCCACGAUAUCCCGGACAGCAUCGACUACAUCCUCUCGGUGACGGGCCAGCCGUCGUUGUCGUAUAUUGGGUUCUCUCAGGGGACGGCGCAGGCGUUUGCAACCCUGUCGAUUCACCCAACGUUGAACCGACGGAUCAACCUGUUCAUCGCGCUGGCACCGGCCAUGUCUCCGGCCGGGCUCAGCAACGGGGUAGUGGACGCGUUGGUGAAGGCGUCUCCGGACGUGAUGUUUCUUGCCUUUGGACGACGGAGCAUCCUUAGCUCGACGGCCAUGUGGCAGGCGAUCCUGUACCCGCCCAUCUUUGUACGCAUCAUCGACACAGCCUUGCUGUUCCUGUUCAACUGGAGCGGCAAGAACAUCAGCACGGUGCAGAAGCUGGCGGCGUACGUGCACCUGUACUCGUCGACGAGCACCAAGUCGGUCGUGCACUGGUUCCAGAUCAUCCGCAACAAGAGCUUCCAGAUGUACGACGACAACGCCGGGUCGAAGCUGAGCAUCGCGGCCAAGUCACGCUUCUACAAGCCGGCCAAGUUCCCGACGAAGAACAUCAAGACGCCGAUUGUGCUGGUCUACGGCGGGUCGGACAGCCUGGUGGACAUCGACGUGAUGCUGGAGGAGCUGCCCGCGCACACGACGGCGACGGAGAUAGCACACUACGAGCAUCUCGACUUUCUGUGGGCUCGAGACGUGGACGAGCUGGUGUUCCCGCAUGUCUUUAAGGCGCUGAGCAGCCAGACACGGACGGCGCCGGCCAAGCUGACCGAGCAGUUUGACGGGCCAGCAGACGACACCUGCUUUGUGGACUAUGCCAGUUAG
Messenger RNA from Trichophyton benhamiae CBS 112371, 1578 nucleotides. Its product is annotated as ab-hydrolase associated lipase, putative. The transcript is spliced from 4 exons. Gene Ontology annotation, biological process: lipid metabolic process. The record is from RefSeq and is a predicted model, not a curated record. Lineage: Eukaryota; Fungi; Ascomycota; Eurotiomycetes; Onygenales; Arthrodermataceae. Bases 1 to 1578 code for a protein of 525 amino acids.